AUGGUUAAGCUCGAGGAAUUGACUGACGAGCAGGCCGACAAGCCCGACGCCCUUCGAAAGUUGCUGUCUGACUGGCUUGAAGAUGAAGGCGAAGAUCCGGAUGAAUUUGAAUUCGAAGUCGAAGCGGCUGAAUCCGUCGCUGAGGUAGCCGACGAGACAGUCGAGGAAGCCGAUGAGGCUGAGGACACUAUCGUAGCUGAAGACGAGGCGGCAGCUGAAGACGAAGCGGUAGCUGAAGAAGCAACUGAACAAGAAGCCGUAACAGCUGAAGAGGAGCAAAAGAAACUACCGCUGCCGAAGAAGCCGAAGAAACCGCCGAAGCUGAAGAAACUAUGGAAACGGAAGCUGCUCCAGUCGAAGAAGAAAAGCCAGCAGAGGAAUUUGAAGAAAUCCAAGAAUCGGAAGUCGCAGAAGCCAAUAAAGCCGCGGAAGAGCAAGCUGCCGAUGUCACCCAGGAGAGGAGCCAGCAGACGAAGAAAAAUGGAGACAGAAACAGCACCGGUGGAAGAGGAAGUAGAGCCGGAAGAAGAUCAGCUUACUCUUGGAGUCGAGCACGAUGAUCUCUCCGAAGAGCAAGCGGAAGAGCCGAAAGCCGCCGAAGCUAUUUCCAAGCCCGCUGAAGCUUCAGAAGCACCGGCAGAAGAAAAGAAAGAGGAGGAAACUCCUGUUGCCGAAAAGGCUGCGUCGCCGAAGAAAGCUACUCCAAAGAAAAUGACCAAGGCGGAGAAACGCAAAGCCUGGCAGCAAAAGAAAAAGGAAGCGGCCGAAAAGAAGCGACAAGAACAGCUCGCCAAGAAAGCUGAAAACGGUGGAACUGCCCAGCCAGCUGCUGAAGCAAAGAACGGUAUCUGGAUCUGCGGCCUCCAGAAAAGCGUAAAAGCGAUGACGAUCAAGGAGUUCCUUGUCAAAAAUGAAAUCAAGGGUACUGUUCUAGCAUUGAAGGUUGCUCUCCGCCGCGCAACCCAGGAAAGCUUUGCCUACAUCGAGCUCAAGGACAAGCCCGACCACGAGCUUGCCCUCAAAGUUUUUUCCGAGACUACUGAGUUGGGAAAGAUCACCGUCGAGCGCGUCGAUGCCGAUCCAACUUUAAAGAAGGCUUCUCCCACCAAGGCUGCACAGAAACGAACUGCAGAUGCAGCGAACAACGCGGUCAAUGGACUCAUGCCUAAGCGACAGAAAGCUGACGAUAGUGCUCCAGCCAAACCUUCGCCCGUCAAAAAUCCGGCCAAGCCAAUGCCCCAGAAUACCGACGCUCAGAUGGAGUCGAAGAUUAAACAGACCAAGAACGAAACUGACCAAAAGAAAAAGGCUGUGCUCGAUGUCAAGACUCGACUGAUCAAGGCCGAAAACGAGCUCAACAAUGUCCGCAGUCAGCACAAGAAUCGCACCCGCGAACUUAGAGACAUGCAAGCGAGCACUACAAAAUAUAAAAAUGACCUUCGGGCCAUGGAGAAGGAUUACAGAUUCGAGAAGACUAACCAAGAAAAAAUGAUGCGUGAAAAACAUGGUUUAUCUCACGACAUCAAGAAGCUCAUCGACGAUAACAAGCGUCUGGAGGCGGAGAUUCACGCGCUUCAGUCCAACUUCGAAUCUGAAAAGAUCCGAAAGGAACGAAACGCGCUUCGCCUCGAACGAGAACGCUUUGAGCGAGAAAAGAAGCAACUGGAGGCCGAGCGAACUCGCUACACUGCCCCGUCUUCUUCUUACAGCGGCGGCCCUCGAGGAGGAGUCGGUGGCACUACAGGCUACGGAGCAUCCUCCGGAUCUCAGUACCAACCACCUGGUCAGUCUCGUCCCGCUGCAGCUGCUCCCAGUGGCGUAUCCUAUGGAGGCCAGAAUCGUCCAGCUCCACAGGGAGCGCGAGGCUACGGCGGCCAAAACAUGAGUGGAUCGUUCCAGCAGAACGUUGGUGGACCACGACGACAGCCUAACUUCGGCGGACCGCAGGGAAAUGGAAACUGGCCCAUGCCUAACCGAGGUGCGAUGCCCAACCGAAACAACCGCCAGUAUUAA
This is a messenger RNA of Oikopleura dioica, 2013 nucleotides long. The record is from the annotation of a GenBank genome assembly. NCBI's taxonomy places the organism in Eukaryota, Metazoa, Chordata, Appendicularia, Copelata, Oikopleuridae.